This is a messenger RNA of Phytophthora sojae, 657 nucleotides long. RefSeq lists its product as hypothetical. The transcript has a single exon. The annotation marks the transcript as partial. The record is from RefSeq and is a predicted model, not a curated record. NCBI's taxonomy places the organism in Eukaryota, Oomycota, Peronosporomycetes, Peronosporales, Peronosporaceae.
GCCACGCCUUUGAUGACGAAAUGGUUCCACGCAUGGCACGCCUCUCAACCCUCGCGCUUUGGUGGGAAAUACUCGAUCGAGCGGAUGCUCGCACUGGAAGAUUAUAAUCGCAAGGCGUCUGUGCCUCGUGUUGUUCUGGUCCUUAUCCGCUUACCGCUGGUUGUGUUCUUCAUUGUGAUAUGCCAAGAAGCUGUUCCACUCCAGCGGCCAAAUGAAGGCUGGAAGGCAAAUUACGGCUUCUGGGUCCGUGCGGGUUGUGCUGGUGUUGCUGCGUCGUACGCGGUCACGUCACAGAUCGGGCUCUGGUUGAACGUUCGGCCGCUAUCUGUAAAGCAGUCGGUAGCGUAUCACGUGUACUCUGGUAGCGCCUUUGUUGUUGUAGGAGUGGCAGUAGCGGCGGUGUCGGUGUUUCCAGUGCCCUUCUUCAUGCUGGCGGUCUCUCCUCCUUCGGCGCUGGUCUUGGGUGUAGGCUUGCGCGUUGUGCUGGGCACGGAAGAGUGGGAACGCAUGUUUUCGUUGCGGAGGAACCUGAGGCAAUUUAGUAAAAUUAUCGUGCUGUCUGGAGUCAUGUAUGCCGGCUACCCGGUAUAUCAACUGCUUUUCACCAAGGUGAACCAUACGCCGUACGAAUUACCUGUUCUUCUCGUGCUCCCCAUA